Messenger RNA from Babjeviella inositovora NRRL Y-12698, 1260 nucleotides. RefSeq lists its product as uncharacterized. The coding region runs from base 170 to 847 and encodes 225 amino acids. Gene Ontology annotation, cellular component: nucleus; Shu complex. The transcript has a single exon. Gene Ontology annotation, biological process: recombinational repair. The record is from RefSeq and is a predicted model, not a curated record. NCBI's taxonomy places the organism in Eukaryota, Fungi, Ascomycota, Pichiomycetes, Serinales.
UUUUCACUAAAUAAUACAGUAUACACCACUUAUUAGUGGUGCAUUUUAUUUUGCAGAAUAUAAAUGUAACAACCGUGUCUUCUUACUCCCUGGUCUAUGGCGCCUGUCCCGAGCCUAUUUGACGAUACCAAGACGCGCUUUGCACUUGCUUACGCUAUCAGCCCUCACAAUGGAUACCCUCCAGCAAAUCCCCCGUAAGCGGCUUAGCUCAAUAGUGGCGCCAAGUCCAAGGCUAAACCGGUAUCUCACUGACCUUCUUCACGCUGAUGUCCAUUUUGCACAUCUCAUCUUCUCCAGUCCCAGGCGGCAGGUCGAGGUGCUCAAGACGAUUGUUAGCCAGGCCUCCGACGCUGUAUUAGUGUUUGAUUGUGGUUAUUCGUGGCAGUCUCCUUCUGAAACGGUGGUGUUCAGGGGAACGGAGACCCUCGGCCAAUUGGUUGAGGCCCUAUCUAUAGAAAGUGUUUGCGCCACCCUCGCACAUGUCUCCCAUCACUCACUAGAAACAAUCGUGGUGGAUAACCUAUCGGUUUUCAAGUUCCAAGAGCAUGGAGAAAGACUAUAUCCUGCGUUGGUGGACGCUUUACAAGUGUUACAUGGCUACUUUGGGUGCACCAUUAUCUGCACUAGCUGGGACGCUAGUUUUGACGAGGGGUACAAGAUGAUCCCCACCCGCGCCUUCAAGUACACCGAAAGGGUUGAGAAAAAGCGAGAGGUGCACAUCUGGCAGAAGUUUUCCCAGCUACCGGCUUCUGUGUUGUGUCGGUUCGAUGCGAUUCUCGCCUUCCACGGCACGGAAUGUGAGGGGUUAUUAUGUAAAGCACCGCGGCCUGAAUGGAAAAUGCUAUGAUUUCCACGAGUAAGGAGAGCUCCAUGUUUGCUUAACGCUCCCAGGAGGAUAUUAUUCGCUGGAAGGGACGAAAUGAUAUACAUGGUUAACGUGCAUCCGGCUUCAAGUACCCCACGCAUAACUAUGACACUUAAAUUUGCUCCUUUGGUCUAAUAACUAACCCAGAUGCCUUCACCUUUGCAUUUGCCGUUCCUCAGAUGGUCUUGGGCUAACUCCCCUAUCAAAUGCUACCUCUAGGGCAUGUCCCACCGCAUACUGGUAAAAGUAUGGGACUGAGGUUUUUAUACUUUCAAUAAAUACCCUCAGUGAGGUCAGUACCCCCUCGGCUAUACGUUCAACAAUUCUAUUUAACACCUCACGUCCCUGUAAAUAACUACCGAAAAUGCAUGUUUGCCUAUGGCCGGCCAAAACCC